UUGCCAGUGACAAGAAAAUAGAAAAAAAAAUGGGACAAAGGAUUUCUGAAGCUCUCAAUUCAUAGUAAACUGAAGAGAGAGAGAGAGGAGGCAGAGGCUUAUCUUUGGAGCAGGGCCAAGCGACAAUACAACUAACACAAGAAGCAAACAAACCAACACAAAAAUCUUUCCAUUUCCCAAUCAAGGACUCUUCUCACCCCCCACCACCACCACUACCACCACUCCCUUUUCACUAACAAACACUUUUCUGCCUUGCUUUUCUUCCACUGGUUUUUCUUCAUUUCAUCCAAUUUAAAACCCAAUAAAUAAUUAAUAAUUGUAAUAAUAAUAACCAACAACAAGAACAGAUUGAUUUCAGCAUAGUAAUCAAAUUAUAUAUAUUUUUUUUAUAUAUAUAUAUAUAAUUUGAUUCUUACUUUUGCUGAAUCAAAAUAUUUAUUGUACUGUACUUUAUGUUGUUCUUGGCGUCGACUACCGCCAUAACAAUAUCCUCACUGUUUCUCGUUCAUUUGAAGAAGGAUUUUGAGUGGUUAUCUUGACAGAAUUAAGAGAUUAAAGAAUGAAUCACUGCGUACCCGAGUUCGAAAUGGAUGACGAUUACUCUACUCCCACUUCUUCUGGACUCUCUCGCCCCAAAAAGCCUUUUCUUCCAGAGGAUGAUAUCAUGGAGCUUCUAUGGCAGAACGGUCAGGUAAUCACGCAGAGUCAGAGCCAGAGGUCGUCGGUGGUGAGAAAAUCUUCACCGCCGUCCAAAUACGACGCCUUACUCCCUCCCGAGAUGGAAAUCAGGUUAUCUCAAGCAGAAUCUCACCAUGACCACGUCCAGCUCCAUGAACAACACCAGCAUCUUUUUAUGCAGGAAGAUGAAAUGGUUUCAUGGCUACAUCAUCCUCUCGUUGACGAUCCUUCCUUAGACCCUAACUUCUCCUCCGACCUAUUUUACCCUCAGCUCACCGAUAGCACCACGAACUCAACUCCUCAUCCAGUCCGCCUCACUCAGUUCUCCGAGAUCAGGCCGUCGGCUUUCAUGGCGGUUCCGCCGGUGCCGGCAUCGAGGCCGCCUGUACCUCCGACAUCGAGGGCGACGGAGACAAACGCCAACGUACAGAAUUUCGGUCACUUCUUCAGGCACAGUAAGGCGGCGGUUGAAUUCGGACCGUCAUGCUCGAAAACUGCGGUAGAUUCGUGCGAUACGCCGGCGGUCGGUCCAAAUCCUUGUAUUUCCGAGAUAAAGAGAAACAGCCCCGAGGAAACAUCGUACGGGAAUUUAAGCAGCGGCGGUGGUGGUGGGAAGGAGAUUAGAUGCGACGUGACCGUGAUUUCAUCGCCGGGAGACUCGAGCGCCAGCGCGGAGCCAUCGAUACCGGCGAAAACAACGGCGGCGAGCAAUGAUCGGAAGCGAAAAGGAGUGGAAGCUGACGACACCGAAUGUCAGAGCGAGGACAUUGAGUUUGAAUCUGGUGAUGGAAAGAAACAUGCACGUGGGACAUCUACAAAAAGAUCUCGUGCUGCCGAGGUCCACAAUCUCUCUGAAAGGAGACGUCGAGAUAGGAUAAACGAAAAGAUGAAGGCUUUGCAAGAACUGAUACCCCGUUGUAACAAGUCUGACAAAGCUUCAAUGCUGGAUGAGGCAAUAGAAUACUUGAAAUCGCUGCAGCUACAAGUGCAGAUGAUGUCCAUGGGUUGCGGUAUGGUCCCUAUGAUGUUUCCCGGAAUGCAUCAAUUCAUGCCACCAAUGGGAAUGGGAAUUGGGAUGGGCAUGGGCAUGGGCAUGGGGAUGGGAAUGGAAAUGGGCAUGAACCGACCUAUUAUGCCGUUUCCAAAUGUGUUAACUGGUUCAACCAUGGCUGCACCAACUGCAGCAGCUCAUUUGGGACCCAGGUUUCCAAUGCCAUCCUUUCAGAUGCCCUCUGUGCCCACAACUGAGCCACCCAGAGGUCAAGCAACUAACCAGUUAGAUUACAUGUUUCAGCCAUUUCCCACACAAAAUCCAAACCAGUCACGGGUGCCAAAUUUUCCUGAUCCUUGUCAGCAGUAUUUUGGUUCCCACCAGAUGCAAUUGACAUUACAGCAGAACCCAGCAGCGGUCCAACCGAGUACCAGCAAACCGAGUACGAGUAGGGGACCUGAAAAUCCUGAAAAUCAUCAAUCAGGUUGAAGUUUUGGGUAUGGAAUUUUACAAAAGGCGCUUGCCUGAAGUUUUGUAGUGUGAGAGAGAAGUUCUCAAGGAGUAGAUUCCUUGGCUGGCUAUAAUAGCAUAGAACACAGCUAACAUGUAAUUAUUAUACAAAGCUCACAGCAAUAAAUCUACCAUUUUCCGAUUU
This is a messenger RNA of Humulus lupulus (European hop), 2324 nucleotides long. Its product is annotated as transcription factor PIF1-like. The transcript is spliced from 9 exons. Lineage: Eukaryota; Viridiplantae; Streptophyta; Magnoliopsida; Rosales; Cannabaceae. Gene Ontology annotation, biological process: regulation of DNA-templated transcription. Bases 560 to 2158 code for a protein of 532 amino acids. The record is from RefSeq and is a predicted model, not a curated record. Gene Ontology annotation, molecular function: DNA-binding transcription factor activity; protein dimerization activity.